This is a messenger RNA of Saccoglossus kowalevskii, 2379 nucleotides long. RefSeq lists its product as uncharacterized. Gene Ontology annotation, biological process: regulation of apoptotic process. NCBI's taxonomy places the organism in Eukaryota, Metazoa, Hemichordata, Enteropneusta, Harrimaniidae. The record is from RefSeq and is a predicted model, not a curated record. Gene Ontology annotation, molecular function: protein binding.
AUGGAUUCAUCUUCAACGGAGUUAGAUCCACUUGCUGAAUUUAUUGAAGAUAUUGGAGGGAAUAUAAGGGGUGAUGAGCUAGAUCAGAUGAAAAGAUUGUCAGUUCCAUUAUUAUCACAAAAUAAAAUUGAAAAAUGCAAUUCAGCAGCCGGAUUGUUAACAGCACUUGCUGAAAAUGGAAAAAUAUCUACAAAUAAUAUGGAUAAUCUUAUCAGUAUGUUGCAACUGGCUAAACGACAAGAUCUUGUUGAGGAGGUUGAACGUUUCGUGGGAGAACGCAACAAAAACGAAAAGCAGAGACGAAUAUCGACGAUAUCAUCGAACACUAAAUCUCAGAAAGGUAGAAGUUGCUAUUUUAGGCUUGACAUGAAUAUUAAAAAAAAUAUGUUGGCGAAAUACCACGACCUACUUGUAAAAGCUUUCGAGAAUCAAAUGAAAAUCAUCAUGAAAGGUGGUAACCACAAAAAGCUAUCACAGAUUCGGCAAGUAAUAUUCGAGCUUCAGCAACAGAUAGAAAAAAUUGAAGAGGGCAGCAUAAUUCUGAUUGUCAGAUGUUUCUCAGUGGGUGGCGUAAUAUCACUGACACAUGCACUAGUAUUCGGCGAAUUGGAAGAGAAGAUGACACAACUAUUGAUAACAGAUGAGAUGAAAGCAAUACUGGCGAAAGAGGAUGUUGAUCAAAAUAUACGUAUAUCAGUGACUAUGGAUCUCAGGCAUCUUAAGUGGGCAAAGACAUUUUUUGAAGGUUUGGAGGCUGAACGGGUUUGUCAUGCUGAUACCAGAACGCGCAUCCGGAAAGGACAAAUGUAUGAAUGUUUAGACUUGGAGGUGCAGGACAGACGUUCAACGGAUACAUAUAUACAAUUAAACUCCAAACCUCGUGAAAUGCCAACUGAAGCAGACAGGAAAAUAGAAGAACUUCAAGAAAAGAUUGAAAUGAAGAACGAAUUGAUUAAUCGGUUGACUACGAACGUGUAUCUAAUAAGAAAUACCAUCAACCGCCUUCUACACGAAUAUGACGAUUUUGAUCCGAAAACACAGAUACAAGUGCUGAAAUUAAUAGCAACAAUUUCCAAUUUUCCAGUAGUCGGUAAAGACACAGCCGAAAAAAAGGAAAUUUUACACGGUAAAGGCACUGAUGAAACACAAGGGAAAAUAAGCGAUGAUAACGAAGAUGGAGAAUAUAAGGAGUAUGGUGAAUUAUCAGAUCAAAGUAGCUAUGACACCAGUAAAGGUAAAGGCACUGAUGAAAUACAAGGAAAAAUAAGCGGUAAAGACAUUAAGGCAAAAGAGGAAACACUUGGUGGUGAGCAAAAAUUGUCUUGCAAUUGCUGUAGUCGUUUAUUUAUGCUAGAAUUUAUAAUUGAUAUUGUCAAAAUUGAUCUGACCAGAUUUUUUCAAACUGGCAACUUAUUGUGUGGUGAUGUGCUAUACGAUUUAUAUAUGGACACCGCUGAAAAAGAGGAAACAUCAAGUGAAGAUAAUGAAGAUGAAGAAUAUAAGGAAUAUGGUGAAUUUUCAGAUCAAAGUAGCUCUGACACCAGAAAAGGUACAAAACCUAAAGCUAAAAGCUCUGUCUCACUGGUGAAGCAAAAGAUGCCAAAAAAAGGUGACGAUUUUGUAGCCGAAUGUCUAGCAAGAUUGCCAGACUACAAUGCAAUUAGACUAUCCUCUGGUUCUAUUGAUGGAGAUGAUUGGAUGAGUGCUAUAGUGGCCUAUCUAUUGAUAGAAUGUGUACAACUUGUGGAAGAUUUCAUACAAAAUAUCCUUUACCCACUAAAAUCGAAGAAUACAUGGCGAGCCGAGAGACACUUCUCGAUGAGUGAAUCUGUAACUCCAAGUACAAGUCGUGAUGUUUUACAUUCUGAAAGUGACAGCAAUAGUGAUGAUGAUGACAUCGACGUGUUUAUUGAACAACUGGGUAUGGCACUUUCUUAUGAAUCUCUUGAGAGGAUGAAGCGCCUGGCGGUACGGAAACGACCAGAUCUGGAGUGUUUAAGGAAAUACUUUCCUGAUGCAGCAGUAUUCUUGUUCACCCUGUCAGAUGAGGGUCUUAUAUCUGAAAACAACUUCAGAUUUCUAUAUAAGCUUCUGAAAGGAGCCGGCAGGGAAGAUCUUAUUGAGAAGGUGAAAACAUUUAAAGAAAAAGGACGAACUAAAAUUCGAAAAGAUAAACACCCAUUCACUGAUAUCCCUGUGCCUAUUGGUCUAUCCAGGGCAACCAUUAGAGAUCAAGCACUUUAUUUUGCACUGAUGAAAGAAUUCAAUAUCGAAAUGACGCAAAUCACGAGCAGCGAUGCUUCACAGGAAGACAAAAUCCGGAAGAAGAAAGAGGCUCUCCGACAAUUGAAAACCAAUUUAGAGUUGAUACAGAUCUAA